AUGUCGCUAUUCGGUGCGCAACCGCAACAACAGCAACAACCACAGUCUGGUGGCCUGUUCGGUAACACCGCGAAUAAAGCACCCAGUUUGUUUGGUAAUACACAGCAACCCUCCACUGGGGGUUCGCUUUUCGGUAACACGCAGGGCAAACCGGCCACAGGGACGAGCUUGUUUGGCUCGAAUACGAAUCAACCAUCCAGUGGUACGGGGUUGUUUGGUUCUACAGCAAAUCAAUCACAGCAGCAACAAAUUCCAAGCCUUUUUGGAUCAACUCAGACGCAGAGUAAACCUGCUGGUAGUUUAUUCGGGGGUCAGCAGACGCAAACCCAGCCGCAGUCGACCAGUCUUUUUGGUGCAAGUACUCAGCAGAAGCCAGCAGGCAGCCUGUUUGGAGGAGCUACACAGCAGCCGCAACAGCCAGGAACUAGUCUGUUCGGUGCGACGAACAAUGCACAACAACAAACACAACCGGCGCAACAGCAAUCACUGCUGGGUGGAGGGUCCCUCUUCUCGAAUCAACAGCAGCAAGCUCAGCAAAGUCAACAACAGCCGCAGUUGGGACAAACACUGAAUCAGUCACAGCUAGGAUCUUCGCUAUGGUCACCUGGUCGUGCGAUUACGGGAGGCAAGUUCUCUUUCUACCAGUCAUCACCUUUCCGCACAUAUCUUUACAAUUUUGUCGGCGAGGAUCAGGCGCCCUUUUACCAGCCUGGACCGGAGGAUGAUGCAACGAAAUGGGAGGAAGCAUUGAAAUCUCGGCCAGGCCCUGGCUAUGUCCCAGUCCUCGUGAAAGGAUUUUGGGAGCUAGGAAAGCGUGCUCAGCGACAGAAAGAUUUUCUUACCAUGAUGCAAAGCCGUCUACACGAGAUCAACCAGUGCUUAACGGACCUCCUUUCUCGGCAUGAUUUAAAGAUUUCUGUGAGGAUUGCCGAUUGCCGACGGAAACACCUUGUUUUAAGUCAGCGCUGUCUUUCUCUUGCCGCGAAAACUCAAAUCCUGCGGAAUCGCGGUUAUGCCAUGGAUGAUGCCGAAGAAGAACUCAAGAAGAAACUAGUCCAACUUGAACGAUCCAUCUUCGAUCCCUCCAUAACUGGAAGAGCUGAAGAAAUCUGGGCAAGAAUGCUUGCUAUUCGUGAACACUCGAGACGCCUAGCUGCAGAAAUAGACAGAUCUGCAUCUACUAAAGCAACCAAUGGGGAGGAGUCGCUUGACGAGAAUGUCAUCAAAACAGCCAAGAAGAUUCUUGAAGACUACGCCGCUCAAAUCCAACACUUGCAGAAGGAAUUGGUGUCCAUACGCAAAGAAUUGGAUGAGGCGCAGGCUAUUGCUGGUACAAAUAGCCAGUAG
This is a messenger RNA of Talaromyces atroroseus, 1347 nucleotides long. RefSeq lists its product as hypothetical. Gene Ontology annotation, biological process: nuclear pore organization; protein localization to nuclear inner membrane; NLS-bearing protein import into nucleus. The transcript is spliced from 3 exons. The record is from RefSeq and is a predicted model, not a curated record. Gene Ontology annotation, cellular component: nuclear pore central transport channel; nuclear pore. Gene Ontology annotation, molecular function: structural constituent of nuclear pore. Bases 1 to 1347 code for a protein of 448 amino acids. Lineage: Eukaryota; Fungi; Ascomycota; Eurotiomycetes; Eurotiales; Trichocomaceae.